ACAAGAAGAAACUCCGGAAAAUUUACAGACUUGUUCCUCUUCACUAUUAAAACAUCCUUCUUCAAAUUUCUCAAUCUCCGGGUUCUGAAUUUGCACGAUUUCUCAAAAAAUAACGUAACUCAACCAAAUCAUGAUUCAAGAGGAUGUUGCAAGACAAGCAGCGAUAAAACACGCGCUGAAGGCGCUAAGGAAGCGCCAUUUGCUUGAAGAAGGCGCUCAUUCUCCGGCUUAUAUUGCCCUGACCUUGCCUAUCAUCUCUCAGGGCUCGGAAUGGAAAGAGAAAGCAGAAUCCUUGGAAGGGGAACUUCAGCAGUGUUACAAAGCUCAAUCUCGAUUAUCCCAGCAACUUGUCGUAGAGGUAGCAGAAACAAGGGCAGCAAAAGCCUCGCUACUAGAAAAAGAAGCUGCAUUUGCUGAUAUGGAAAAGGAGGUGACUCAAUUAAGGGAGGAAUGUUCUCAACUGAAGGAAGAUAUAGAAGAAAAGUUUAAGGCCUUAGAAUUGCUUAUGAGUGAGAAAGAUGCUAUCCGAGCGCAAUUGGAAGAGGAGAUUGUCAGAGCUAAUAAAGCUGAAGCUGAAAAUAAGAAUCUAAUUGAUCGGUGGAUGCUGCAAAAGAUGCAAGAUGCCGAACGUCUUAACGAGGCUAAUGCACUAUAUGAAGAAAUGGUUGAUAAACUCAGGGCAAGUGGCUUAGAGAUCCUUGCUAGACAGCAAGUGGACGGAGUGGUUCGGCAAAGUGAAGAUGGUGCUCAGUACUUCGCGGAGUCGCUCAUUCCCACUACAUGCAAACACAAAAUUACGGCUCAUGAAGGUGGAUGUGCUUCUAUAUUGUUUGAGUAUAACUCUGGUAGAUUGAUUAGUGGUGGGCAAGAUCGUGCAAUUAAAUUGUGGGAUACAAGUACUGGAUCUCUUAGCGGAACCCUUCAUGGUUGCCUUGGCUCUGUUCUCGAUCUUACCAUUACACAUGAUAAUAGAUCCAUCAUUGCAGCUAGCAGCUCAAACAAUUUGUAUGUAUGGGAUGUAGGCUCGGGGCGUACCCGCCACACUCUCACUGGCCAUACUGAUAAAGUGUGUGCAGUAGAUGUCAGCAAACUUUCGAGUCGCCAUGUUGUAAGUGCAGCUCAUGACCGGACGAUAAAAAUCUGGGAUUUGCAAAAAGGUUACUGUACCAGCACAAUCAUGUGCCACAGCAACUGCAAUGCUGUUUGCGUCAGCGUGGAUGGACAGACCAUCUGCUCGGGCCACCUUGACGGGAAUCUUCGUUUGUGGGAUAUUCAGACAGGAAAGCGACUCAGUGAAGUUGCUGCACAUUCAAGUGCUGUUACGUCUAUAAGUCAGUCUCGGAAUGGAAACAUUGUAUUGACAAGCGGGAGAGAUAACGUGCACAACUUCUUUGAUAUGCGUUCUUUGGAAGUCUGUGGCACAUUCAGAGCAACUGGAAACAGAGUGGCAUCUAAUUGGAGUCGCUCUUGUAUCAGCCCGGACGAUAAUUAUGUUGCUGCUGGAUCAGCCGAUGGAUCAGUAUACAUUUGGUCGGUAGCUAAGGGUGAUAUAGUGAGCACUCUGAAGGAACACACAUCUUCUGUGCUCUGUUGCACUUGGAGUGGACUUGGCAGACCAUUAGCCACCGCGGACAAGAAUGGAAUUAUAUAUUGCUGGACUUGAUGAUUUGAUUGUUAAAUUUCCCUGUAAAUUUAUUGUGACUGAUUUUGAAUCUGAUAAAGGUGCCCACGGUUUAAAUAGAAAGUUCAGCGGCGUUACAAGAAAACCAUAGUUGAUUAGUUGAGUGUAAAUAGGAAGACAUGAACUGUUUGGUUGCUUGCUUAUGAAGGUACUAACCGCGGUAUUCGAACUGUAGGCUUGACUAACUGCACCUUCUCUUUGAUAUCCCUCGACCUGUUACCGCUACUGGCUCCCGGAACUACCGUCCAACCAAAGUGGAAGGCGGACCCCAGCCAUUUCGGGUUAAGAAGAUGCGAAAGCGCCUCUCUCUCUAUAAAGCAUCAACUGCUUGAAACUGCAAUGGUCCAAUUUCAGUGUUAAUUGACUUAAAAUUAGAGUAUUAUCCUAUUUGAUUACAGUUAUUUAGUA
Mercurialis annua (annual mercury) is the source of this 2089-nucleotide messenger RNA. Its product is annotated as autophagy-related protein 16. Gene Ontology annotation, molecular function: protein binding. The transcript has 5 exons. The coding region runs from base 131 to 1663 and encodes 510 amino acids. NCBI's taxonomy places the organism in Eukaryota, Viridiplantae, Streptophyta, Magnoliopsida, Malpighiales, Euphorbiaceae. The record is from RefSeq and is a predicted model, not a curated record. Gene Ontology annotation, biological process: autophagosome assembly. Gene Ontology annotation, cellular component: autophagosome membrane.